Molecule: messenger RNA, 1389 nt
Organism: Salvelinus namaycush (lake trout)
Lineage: Eukaryota; Metazoa; Chordata; Actinopteri; Salmoniformes; Salmonidae
Product: zinc finger protein 271-like
Exons: 3
Biological process (GO): regulation of transcription by RNA polymerase II
Molecular function (GO): DNA-binding transcription factor activity, RNA polymerase II-specific; RNA polymerase II cis-regulatory region sequence-specific DNA binding
Source: RefSeq, a predicted model, not a curated record
GGGAAGAGAUUCACCUCCUCAGCAGGCAUUAAAAUUCAUCAGAGAAUCCACACAGGAGAGAAACCUUAUAUCUGUGGUCAAUGUGGGAAGAGUUUUACUCAGUCAACCAGCCUGAUAUCACACCAGAGAAUACACACUGGAGAGAAACCUUAUAGCUGUACUCAAUGUGAGAAGAGUUUUACUCAUUCAACCAGCCUGAUAUCACACCAGAGAACACACACAGGGGAGAAACCUUACAGCUGUGAUCAAUGUGGGAAGAGUUGUAGUCACUUAUGCAACCUUCUAUCACACCAGAGAACACACACAGGAGAGAAAUCUUAUAGCUGUAAUCAAUGUGGGAAGAGUUUUACUCACUUAAGCAACCUGGUAUCACACCAGAGAACACACACAGGAGAGAAACCUUAUAGCUGUGAUCAAUGUGGGAAGAGUUUAACUUCAUCUAGCAGUCUUAUUGUACACCAGAGAACACACACAGGAGAGAAAUUGUUAGUUUCAACCGGAUUUAAUCCCCUAAUCGAUAUCAGAGAGAGACGGGACUAUCAUGGAUCCGCUGGGGAGCCUCAACAACCUCAUGAUGCUGACGAGGCAGAACAGAGUCUCUCCAGAUUAGAACACCUCAAGAAACACCAGCAGAGACCAACAGGGAAGAAAUCUCACUGCUGCUCUGACUGUGGGAAGAUCUUUUCAAAAUCAUAUACAUUACAAUCACACCAGAUAAUUCACACUGGAGAGAAAUCUCAUAGCUUUGAUCAAUGUGGGAAGAGUUUUACUCCGUCAAGCGGCCUGAAAGUGCACCAUAGAACACACACAGGAGAAAAACCUUAUAGCUGUGAUCAAUGUGGGAAGAGUUUUGUUACAUCUUGCUAUUUGACUGUACACCAGAGAAUACACACAGGAGAGAAACCUCAUGGCUGUACUCAAUGUGGGAAGAGUUUUGCUCAGUCAAGCUGCCUGAUAUCACACCAGAGAACACACACAGGAGAGAAACCUUAUAGCUGUGCUCAAUGCGGGAAGAGUUUUAUUCAGUCAAGUCAUCUGACUAUACACCAGAGAACACACACUGGAGAAAAACCUCAUAGCUGUGAUCAAUGUGGGAAGAGAUUUACUCAGUCAGGCGGCCUGAUAUACCACCAGAGAACACACACAGGAGAGAAACCUUAUAGCUGUGCUCAAUGUGGGAAGAGUUUUGCUACAUCUAGCAAUCUGACUAUACACCAGAGAACACACACUGGAGAGAAACCUCAUAGCUGUAAUCAAUGUGGGAAGAGUUUUGCUCAGCCAAACAACCUGAUAUCACACCAGCGUACCCACACAGGAGAGAAAUAUCAUAGCUGUGAUCAAUGUGGGAAGAGAUAUUCUCGUAAAAGAUCUCUGAUCAAACAUCAGAAA